AUGGCCGGUACAUCUGUCUCUGUUCUUGACAUCCGCGACAGUCCCAUCAUCGCCGGGCCCGUCUUGAUGGAUCCCUUCAUCUCGGGCUCCGCAAACCUCUUUCCGAAGAUGCCCAGUCGCAUCAACGACGAUUCUUGGGAGCUGUGGGAGUUCGAGGCAUUCAGCGAUGACGGUGAGACUGCCGUUGGCGUCUCACUAUACCGGGAUCUGCGCGGCCUUGACCAAGAUGGCUUCCACGCAGAGCUCAACGCCAUCUGGCCAGACGGCAGCAAAUGGGGCGAGACGCUCUACUUCGCGAAAUCCGUCAUCACAGCUGAGGGAAGUGCACAUUCCCACGAGGGCCGACUAUCUGGAACUAUGAACCUGCACCGCAUUCUGGAGUCAACCAGCAACCAAAAAACAAGCCUGCCGGUAACAGAAGAAGCUGCACUGUUGUAUCCCUCUGUAUACUACACGUUUCCCAUGGGGCCUCAGGCUGCGACUGUGGACCUCACAUUCGCCGCUAGAGCUGUAGGCGAAGAGGGGCGUAAACUCUACAUCGGCUCGGAAAACAACGGUCACGGUGGCAUGGUACGUGGCUGGUCUUCCCGCGCCUGGCCAGAGUUUAUGAACGAGGCGUACUACGCCGUUGCCCAUGUUGGGCCCUACAUGUUGCAGCUACUACGAGUCGUCGGCUCCGCCGCCGCCGGCCAUAUGCCCCAUGCCGUCGCCCGACUGUACCGCGACCACGAGCUUGUGUGCGCUGCGAAUCACGUCCUCGAUGGUACAGGAGCAGAGGCGCCGGCAGUCGAUACAAUCCGGGUCGAAAAGAUUCUACCAGAGCCGAACGAAGAACGACAGGAGGCUGGUCUCGCCGGUGCUUUUCGCGACAAGAACGUGGGCUAUAUCAUCGAGUUCAGUUCUGCGCAACAACAGCGCCAUUGGCGGUUCGAAGCACGUCACAAACACGCGUGGUGGAGCGAGCCCACGAGUGCCCCCGGUCCCGACGGCACAGGCAAGUCCGGGUGGGUCGAGGCAUUGCUCGGAGGGUCGAAGGGUGAGGCGUUCAACGGGACAGGGGUGGGCGGCCAGCUACAGAUCCCAGUGCCUUGA
Molecule: messenger RNA, 1092 nt
Organism: Aspergillus clavatus NRRL 1
Lineage: Eukaryota; Fungi; Ascomycota; Eurotiomycetes; Eurotiales; Aspergillaceae
Exons: 2
Coding region: 1-1092 (363 amino acids)
Source: RefSeq, a predicted model, not a curated record